AUGUCAAUUUACAAAGAAGGUGAGACUAAGAUGUGGGUUGCUCGUGAUGAUGGAUUUGAUACAAUGAACAUGAAAAAUGCAGGUUUACUCGAAGUUGCAAACCUUUCAUUUGAUGAACCAGAAUUAGAGGCCAUCAUGUUUUCUAAUAACAAUGAAGAAAUGCUUGAAGAUGUCUUGGGGUCUUUUUCUGUUGGAAUGCUUGGUCGGGCUUUGUUGAUUCUUGGACCGUCAUAUAGUGGUGAUUCAAGCCUUUGUUGCCCCUUUUUAUGA
This is a messenger RNA of Prunus armeniaca (apricot), 270 nucleotides long. The record is from the annotation of a GenBank genome assembly. Lineage: Eukaryota; Viridiplantae; Streptophyta; Magnoliopsida; Rosales; Rosaceae.